GGCUCAGCACAGAGGGAGGAAGGACAGCAGAGCUGACUCGUCGGAGCAGCCGUGCUUGGAGCGUUCCUGGAGCUGAAGCUCUUCUGCACAGAGGACAGAGCAGGCAGCAGGGACCAUGGAGCCCCCCUCAGUCCCCUGGCAGGGGCUCCUGCUCACAGUCUCACUUUUAACCUUCUGGAACCCGCCCGCCGCUGCCCAAGUCUCUGUGGAAUCCGUGCCGCUCAAUGCUGUGGAGGGGAAGCACGUUCUUCUACUCGUCCACAAUGUGCUACAGGAUCCUUAUGGCUACAGCUGGUACAAAGGGGACAGGGUGGGCAACAGCUACAGAAUUGUAUCAUAUAUAGUAGGCACUCAAAAAAACAGCACGGGGCCUGCAUACAGUGGUCGAGAGACAAUUUACCCCAAUGGAUCCCUGCUGUUCCAGAACGUCACCCUGAAUGACACAGGAUACUACACCCUACAGGUUAUAAAUGCAAAUCUAGAGAAUGAAGAAGUAACUGCACUGCUCCGCGUGUACGCGGAGUUACCCAAACCCUCCAUCACAAGCAACAGCUCCAGCCCCGUGGAGGAUGAGGACUCCGUAGCAUUAACCUGUGAACCUGAGACUCAGGACACCACCUACCUGUGGUGGAAAGACGGCCAGAGGCUCCAAGACAGUGACAGGCUGGUGAUGUCCCUGGACAACAGGACCCUCAUUUUACUCAAUAUCACAAGGAAUGACACAGGAUCCUAUCAGUGUGAAAACUGGAACCCAGUGAGUGGCAGCCGCAGUGACCCAGUCAACCUGAAUGUGCUCUAUGGCCCCGACGUUCCCACCAUUUCCCCCCCAGACUCCUAUUACCGUCCAGGUGCAAACCUCAACCUUACCUGCCACGCGGCCUCUAACCCGCCUGCACAGUAUUCUUGGCUUAUCAAUGGGAGUCUCCAGCCACCCACACAAGAGCUCUUCAUCCCCAAUGUCACUGUGAAUAAUAGCGGAUCCUAUGCCUGUGUCGCCCACAACUCUGCAACUGGCCGCAAUAGGACCACAGUCAAGAAUAUCACAGUUUCUGCAGAGUUACCCAAACCGUCCAUCAGAACCAACAACUCCAGCCCCGUGGAGAAUGAGGACUCCGUAGCAUUAACCUGUGAACCAGAGACUCAGGACACUACCUAUGUAUGGUGGAUAAAUGGCCAGAGGCUCCAAGACAGUGACAGGCUAGUGACGUCCCUGGACAACAGGACCCUCAUUUUACUCAAUAUCACAAGGAAUGACACAGGACCCUAUCAGUGUGAAAACAGGAACCCAGUGAGUGGCAGCCGCAGUGACCCACUCACCCUGAAUGUGCUCUAUGGCCCCGACGACCCCACCAUUUCCCCCCCAGACUCCUAUUACCGUCAAGGGGCAAACCUCAACCUCACCUGCCACGCGGCCUCUAACCCGCCUGCACAGUAUUCCUGGCUUAUCAAUGGGAGUCUCCAGAUACCCACACAAGAGCUCUUCGUCCCCAACAUCACUGUGAAUAAUAGCGGAUCCUAUGCCUGUGUUGCCCACAACUCUGCCACUGGCCGCAAUAGGACCACAGUCAAGAAUAUCACAGUUUCUGGUAAAUGAAUCCCUGGAGGAUUGGCAUUAAGUUUUGGUAU
This is a messenger RNA of Microcebus murinus (gray mouse lemur), 1626 nucleotides long. NCBI's taxonomy places the organism in Eukaryota, Metazoa, Chordata, Mammalia, Primates, Cheirogaleidae. The record is from RefSeq and is a predicted model, not a curated record.